Molecule: messenger RNA, 483 nt
Organism: Micromonas pusilla CCMP1545
Lineage: Eukaryota; Viridiplantae; Chlorophyta; Mamiellophyceae; Mamiellales; Mamiellaceae
Exons: 1
Coding region: 1-483 (160 amino acids)
Source: RefSeq, a predicted model, not a curated record
AUGCACGCGCUCGCCUCGUCCGUCGCGUCGUCGCACCCCGCGCUCGCGUCCUCGCGCGCGAGGUUUACGAGAUCGAACGCCCGCGCCGCCGCGCGCGUCGUCCGCGUCGUCGCGUCGGACGCGAAAUCAUCAUCGUCUGAUGACGCGAGGACGACUCCCGCGAUCGUCGCGUCCGCGAGGGCGGCGUCCUUCGCCGCCGUCGCCGCGCUCGCGUCGCCCCCCUCCGCGCACGCGAUGGAGGGCAUCAUGUCCGUGUUCAACGGCCAGCCCGGUCUCCUCGGCGCCGCCUGCGUCGCCGUGUGUUGGGGCAUCCCGCAGACGCUCGGGAUGGGCAUCCUCGCGAAGAAGGAAGAGAAGGGACGCGAGAUCCUUCGCGAGUGGGGCGUCGAGGAGGCGGACGUCGAGAAGGGGAACUGGGGGCGGAUUCAGGCGCGGAUCAAGGAGGAGGCGAUCCGGCGCGGGGUCGAGCGGCCGAAGAUUUAA